AUGACUGAUUAUAAUAAGAUGUGUAUGUAUAUUAAUAUAAGUAGUGCUAGAAACAUUUAUAAAAGUAAAAAGAUUGCUGUUAUGAUUAAUUAUAGUAAUUAUAUUAAAAUGAAAACUACUACUACUACUACUACUACUACUACUACUACUACUACUACUACUACUACUACUACUACUACUACUACUACUACUACUACUACUACUACUACUACUACUACUACUACUACUACUACUACUACUACUACUACUACUACUACUACUACUACUACUACUACUACUACUACUACUACUACUACUACUACUACUACUACUACUACUACUACUACUACUACUACUACUACUACUACUACUACUACUACUACUACUACUACUACUACUACUACUACUACUACUACUACUACUACUACUACUACUACUACUACUACUACUACUACUACUACUACUACUACUACUACUACUACUACUACUACUACUACUACUACUACUACUACUACUACUACUACUACUACUACUACUACUACUACUACUACUACUACUACUACUACUACUACUACUACUACUACUACUACUACUACUACUACUACUACUACUACUACUACUACUACUACUACUACUACUACUACUACUACUACUACUACUACUACUACUACUACUACUACUACUACUACUACUACUACUACUACUACUACUACUACUACUACUACUACUACUACUACUACUACUACUACUACUACUACUACUACUACUACUACUACUACUACUACUACUACUACUACUACUACUACUACUACUACUACUACUACUACUACUACUACUACUACUACUACUACUACUACUACUACUACUACUACUACUACUACUACUACUACUACUACUACUACUACUACUACUACUACUACUACUACUACUACUACUACUACUACUACUACUACUACUACUACUACUACUACUACUACUACUACUACUACUACUACUACUACUACUACUACUACUACUACUACUACUACUACUACUACUACUACUACUACUACUACUACUACUACUACUACUACUACUACUACUACUACUACUACUACUACUACUACUACUACUACUACUACUACUACUACUACUACUACUACUACUACUACUACUACUACUACUACUACUACUACUACUACUACUACUACUACUACUACUACUACUACUACUACUACUACUACUACUACUACUACUACUACUACUACUACUACUACUACUACUACUACUACUACUACUACUACUACUACUACUACUACUACUACUACUACUACUACUACUACUACUACUACUACUACUACUACUACUACUACUACUACUACUACUACUACUACUACUACUACUACUACUACUACUACUACUACUACUACUACUACUACUACUACUACUACUACUACUACUACUACUACUACUACUACUACUACUACUACUACUACUACUACUACUACUACUACUACUACUACUACUACUACUACUACUACUACUACUACUACUACUACUACUACUACUACUACUACUACUACUACUACUACUACUACUACUACUACUACUACUACUACUACUACUACUACUACUACUACUACUACUACUACUACUACUACUACUACUACUACUACUACUACUACUACUACUACUACUACUACUACUACUACUACUACUACUACUACUACUACUACUACUACUACUACUACUACUACUACUACUACUACUACUACUACUACUACUACUACAAUUAUUAACAGAUAUAGGGAUGGUAACAUUAAAAAAUUUCUAAAAAGUAACUAG
This is a messenger RNA of Schistosoma turkestanicum, 1803 nucleotides long. The record is from the annotation of a GenBank genome assembly. NCBI's taxonomy places the organism in Eukaryota, Metazoa, Platyhelminthes, Trematoda, Strigeidida, Schistosomatidae.